Messenger RNA from Nycticebus coucang (slow loris), 995 nucleotides. RefSeq lists its product as uncharacterized. The record is from RefSeq and is a predicted model, not a curated record. The transcript is spliced from 4 exons. The coding region runs from base 1 to 936 and encodes 311 amino acids. Lineage: Eukaryota; Metazoa; Chordata; Mammalia; Primates; Lorisidae.
AUGGCAACAGAUGCUCCCGCCGCCGAGCGCGCCGCAGCCGCUGGUCUAGAGCAGUUACCAAAGUGCCUGCUGGCCCAGUCCCCAGAAGGUAAAGGGUCUGAGCAUGAAGAUGUGGUCAUCGUGGGCCCCAGGCGUGAAGCCCACCCCUCGCCAGGACCGGCUGCCCCCUGCCGGCCGGGGCCUGCCCCCAACAAGGAUAAAUGGGUUCCCCGGUGUUUGUUACUCGCUGUAAGGAAUCGGAAAUUUAUUACGCACUGGCGCCACUGGCGAGGCCGUCAGGAAGCUCCAGGCUUUAGGGACAACGUCUCUCCCACGUUGGCUGUCACGACUCGGCCGGUCUGUUGGGCAGUGACGGCCUUGUCUUGCAUUCUCAGGGUGCUCUGUACUGGGCAGGGCCCCUCCCGGGUGGUGCCUCCCGAGCCGCGGUUCAGGGUCCGGGGCCACGGUCGCUGCGUCCCGACCCGCGUCCGCAGGGCUCGCGCGCUCCCCCGCGUGGCCACCGACCGCAGCGCAGACGGGGCGGGUUUGUGGGUGGGCGGGGCCAGGGGCGGGCCCAGAGGUGGGCGGGCGGGACCUCUGCUCAAAGCCGUAAGUCCGGGGCGGGGAGGGUUUUUCCCAGCGCCACGAUCUCGGUGUAGGGGUUGGAGCUGCUGGGACAGGGGCACAGAGCGGCGCGCGGCCUGGGAAAAGCAGACGAGGCAGGUCCGUCCGUGUCCAGGCAGCAUCACCGCGAGAGCGGGCCAGCGCCUCUGGGCCGUGCUGGAGGUUUCCUGGGAGAAGAAGCCGCAGGUGUUGGCGCUGCUUUCUUCUGGGAACGUUAGACAACCAAAGACAGCUGAGCCUGCUGGAUUCCCUGGGGGGCUGGGCUUCCUCGCCUUCCUUCUCUGCCCUGGCUUCUCCUUCAUCAGCCCCAGACUGGAAACUCCAGCCUACUAGCCCCAGGUCCAGCCCCAGAUGCCAGCUUUGAAGAAUGAACCAAAAAAGGAAAACGUCAC